Messenger RNA from Myiozetetes cayanensis, 1647 nucleotides. Its product is annotated as sulfotransferase 6B1-like. Gene Ontology annotation, cellular component: cytoplasm. The transcript has 6 exons. Lineage: Eukaryota; Metazoa; Chordata; Aves; Passeriformes; Tyrannidae. Gene Ontology annotation, molecular function: sulfotransferase activity. The record is from RefSeq and is a predicted model, not a curated record. Gene Ontology annotation, biological process: sulfation. Bases 109 to 966 code for a protein of 285 amino acids.
UUGCUCAGUCUCAAUUUGUCACUUCAAACCAUCUGACUAAGAAGGGCCUCUUAAAUCCUCAUCAUUUCCUUGUUAUCUGAUUUGCAGGAAUCCAAGACUUAAGCAACCAUGUCCAACUCCACUGAGGCAGAACUCAUACACAUGUUUAAGGGAAUUCGCUUUACCACCAGGUCUUCUCCAGAACUUUUAAAAUCCUUGGAUGCUUUUGAUGCUAGAGAAGAUGAUGUCCUUUUGGUUUCCUAUCCCAAAUCAGGCACCCACUGGCUUGCAGGAGUUAUAACAAAGCUUUACAACACUCAAGUUACAAUAACAUCUCCCAUUGAAUUUGGAGACAUUUCCAAACUGGAGGAGCUGAAUAAUCUCUCCUCAAAGAGAAUCAUUCCAACACACUUAGACUACAACAUGUUACCUCAGAAUUUUAAGAAUAAGAAAUGCAAGAUGAUCUACAUCUGCAGAAAUCCAAAAGACACUGCUGUUUCCAUGUACCAUUACUACAGAGAUAACCCAAACCUUCCCACUGUAGAUACCUGGACUGCCUUCUUUGACUUAUUCUUAAAAGGGAAUGUUGUCUGUGGAUCCUGGUUUGAUCAUUUCCUAAGUUGGGAAGCACAUGAAGAUGACAAAAACAUCCUAUUUUUGUUCUAUGAAGACAUGAAGAAGGAUCUCCCUAAAGUUGUAAAGAAAAUUGCUUUGUUCUUGAGUUUAAACGUCAGUGACAAAGAUAUCCAAGACACCUGCAAUAAAUCCUCAUUCUCAGAGAUGAAAAACGACACAGAAAAGGAGAACAGCGAUCCCAGUCACACUGUGUGUGCUCUGACAUCCAACAGGAAGCUGAUUUUCCGAAAAGGUGCUGUCGGUGACUGGAAGAACCAUUUCACUCCAAAGCAGAACAGGAGGUUUGAGGAGAUAUUUAACGAGAAAAUGAAACUCAGCAAGAUGGCAAAAUGUUUAACCUAUGAAGUUUGACUCCACGUGAAGGACAAUGUGCAGUUAACAACAAACGUACAUAGAGCCACUGGUGGGAAAUUCUGAAUGGGCACUCCCAUUUAGUUUGUAAUGCUUCCAAUAGAAAGGAUUGUAAACAUGAGAUUUUGAGGACAGGAAAAUUCUGACACAAUGCCAGAGCUGAACUCAUUUCUCAGCAGGCAGAUGUAUAUGGUUUUACAGAGUCAGGUGUCAUAUCCAUUUUUUGACAACAAAAUUUACUUCAUCAUUUAUUUAUUUUUUCUUUUGCUCUGAGGGGAUAUGAACAGACUUCUUAGAUCUGAAUUAGGAAUUUUACCCAUGAUGUUACAGGGAAAAAAAAAAAAAAAAAGGAACCUGUAAGAAACAAGAUAGAAGAAGCUUAAAAAAACUUCAUAAGAAAAUUAUCAAAAUUUUGACCCCAGACUCACUCCUGUAAUACACCAUGAUUUAUGAACUGCCUAUCUUACUGGACACUGUUAUUGACACUGAAGUUGAAAACUGCAGCUGUGUAUUUGACAAUCUGGAGUGAAGUCUGUUUACAAAAAUGUUUCUUUUUUUUACUAUAUGUAGUUCUUUGGUGUAACUUAUUUCUGAGUUAGAUACUGUAGAGUGUUUGUGGUUUAAAUGCAACUGCUAUAAAUCCAAAUAAAUUUCUGCAGCAUAUGUUGGGCAAUUAUAAAA